Messenger RNA from Oldenlandia corymbosa var. corymbosa, 1902 nucleotides. The record is from the annotation of a GenBank genome assembly. NCBI's taxonomy places the organism in Eukaryota, Viridiplantae, Streptophyta, Magnoliopsida, Gentianales, Rubiaceae.
AUGCAAGUUUCUCAAUUCCCCUCUCCAUCAAAUCGUUUCGCCAAUUUUCCUUCCAUAGUUCAACUUCAUUCAGGCAUUUCUGUAAACACUUCCAUGCCGGAAAUGGGUUCCCGUUCCAACGCUCUAAUGUGGUUCAGGAAGGGUCUUCGGAUCCACGACAACCCGGCUCUCGAAUACGCUGCUAAAAAUUCCGAGCAUCUGUAUCCGGUUUUCGUGAUUGACCCGCACUACAUGGAGCCCGACCCAGCAGCAUUUAGUCCGGGUUCUUCCCGUGCUGGGUUGAACCGCAUACGGUUCCUUCUCGAGAGCCUUGUUGAUUUGGAUGCAAGUUUCAAGAAGCUUGGUUCCCGUUUAAUCGUGCUUAAGGGAGAACCCUUCCAAGUAUUGAUGCAUUACUUAAAGGAGUGGGACAUAAGCAAGCUGUGCUUUGAGUUUGACACUGAUCCAUAUUAUCUAGCUUUGGAUGAUAAAGUGAAGAGCUAUGCUUCUACAGCUGGAAUAGAGGUAUUUUCUCCAGUGAGUCAUACACUAUUUAAUCCUGCAGAGAUCAUCCAGAAGAAUGGAGGAAGACCACCUUUAACUUAUCAAUCAUUCAUUAAAGUUGCUGGUCAGCCAUCCUGGAGUUCGACUCCCCUUUCAAUUUCACUUUCUUGUCUUCCUCCUAUUGGCAAUCCUGGACAUGAUUUAGUCGCAGAGGUUGCAUCGGUUAAUGACCUUGGUUACGAGGAAACUGAAGAGGAUGAAAGGACCCCUUUCAAAGGUGGUGAAUCAGAGGCUUUAAGGCGGUUAAAAGAAUCCAUGGCUAACAAGGAAUGGGUGGCAAACUUUGAGAAACCCAAGGGUGAUCCAUCUGCAUUUCUGAAACCAGCUACAACUGUUUUGUCACCCUACUUGAAAGUAAUUCAACUGAAAUCACUUUUUUCAUUUAUUUCUUUCAUGAAGUAUUCUGAUGAUCUAAUCUCAUCACUGUUCUUGGAUUAUAUUGGAAGUUCGGUUGUCUUUCAUCCAGGUAUUUCUACCUGUGUAUUCAGGAAGUUCAAAGAAAUGUUAAAAAGCAUACAUCUCCACCAGUUUCCCUUCUUGGACAGGUCCAUGCGCCAAUUUCAUAUGCUAUUUCAAAUGACCUUGCUACUAUCGGAUACAGUACUUAAUUGGCUUGUCUUGAAACUAAUAUUGCAGUUGCUAUGGAGAGAAUUUUUUUACACAGUUGCUUUUGGAACUCCCAAUUUCGAUAGGAUGCAGGGCAAUCGAAUAUGCAAGCAGAUACCAUGGGAUAAUAAUAAUGACCUUAUAGCAUCUUGGAGAGAUAGCAAGACAGGUUUUCCUUGGAUUGAUGCCAACAUGGUUCAGCUUCGAAAAUGGGGUUGGAUGCACCAUCUCGCAAGGCACUGUGUUGCAUGCUUUCUUACUCGUGGAGACAUGUUUCAGCACUGGGAAAAAGGACGUGAUGUUUUUGAGAGACUUCUUAUAGACUCUGAUUGGGCGAUUAAUAAUGGGAACUGGUUAUGGCUAUCAUGCUCAUCAUUUUUCUACCAGUAUAACAGAAUCUACUCUCCAAUCUCAUUUGGCAAGAAAUAUGAUCCGAAUGGAAAUUACAUUAGGCAUUUUCUUCCAGUCCUGAAAGACAUGCCCAAGGAGUAUAUUUAUGAGCCUUGGACAGCUCCUCCAAGUAUUCAAAGGAAAGCCAAAUGCAUUAUUGGUGUAGAUUACCCUAAACCAGUGGUUUCCCAUGAAACCGCGAGUAAAGAGUGCCGAAGGAGGUUAGGUGAAGCUUACGAGCUAAAUAAGAAGCUGAAUGGUGCAGUGACUGAUGAGGAUCUGAAGAAGUUAAGAAGAAAACUAGACGAAGAAAAAGUCCAGGAUUCAAAAUCGAAACGGUUAAAACAAACAUUGCUUGGUUGA